This is a messenger RNA of Eufriesea mexicana, 2065 nucleotides long. Its product is annotated as gamma-glutamyltranspeptidase 1. Gene Ontology annotation, cellular component: plasma membrane. The transcript has 11 exons. Gene Ontology annotation, molecular function: glutathione gamma-glutamate hydrolase. NCBI's taxonomy places the organism in Eukaryota, Metazoa, Arthropoda, Insecta, Hymenoptera, Apidae. Bases 14 to 2065 code for a protein of 683 amino acids. Gene Ontology annotation, biological process: glutathione catabolic process. The record is from RefSeq and is a predicted model, not a curated record.
GACUCGUAACACGAUGUGUUUAGUUGAACCACCCAAAGGUGGCGGUAGCUGUUCCUCUGGCAUUUCGCAGAGAAAAAACAUGACUUCCUCACCUUCGUCCAGCACCAGUUCCGCGUAUGCUAGUACUGACGAUGUUCGUCAAUACUACAGUAACGAUAAACGAAAUUUCUUCAAUUCGGAUAACGUCGGAACAGCUCGGCUAUUACGCUCGUAUUCACCUCAUCGCAAAGCGAGAGGAUUCUUCGCGAGACUGCAAAUCGACAAGUCUUACAUUAAUACAAAAAGUAUUAUAAUAGCCGGUGUAGUAUUAACCACAGUAAUCCUUUCGAUAAUAGCGAUAUGUAAUGUUUAUGGAGCCAGUAGAAAUGUAGAAUUUCAAGAAAACGACGAAAUACCGCCCGAUCCGGAAACACCAUUACCUUCAUCACCGAGUAAAUUAAAAAAAUUUAAACGUGGUGCCGUUUGUGCAGAUGGUGCACCAUGUGCUGUUGUUGGAAAGUCGAUUUUAGAGAAGAAUGGUUCAGCAGUUGAUGCUGCUAUUGCUUCAAUGAUCUGCAACGGUCUUGUCAAUAUGCAAAGUAUGGGCAUCGGAGGUGGAUUUUUUAUGACAAUUUACCAUAAAGCCUCCGCACGUGCCUACACGUUAGUCGCAAGAGACCGUGCUCCGUUAGCUGCUAAUGCCAUGAUGUAUAAAGGAAAACCCAAAGAGGCGUCGUUCAUAGGUCCGUUAGCAAUCGCCGUUCCUGGUGAAUUAGCAGGAUAUUCGGAAGCUCAUAAACAAUUUGGUAAAUUACCAUGGGCUGAUUUAUUCAGACCAUCCAUCGAGAUAUGCGAAGAAGGAUACAAUUUGACAAAAAUCCAAUACGACGGGUUCAGAUAUAAUGAAAAAAAUAUUUAUAAUGAUCGCGUAUUAAAGGAGUUAUUCGUAGAUCCAAAUACAAACGAUUUCUAUAAACCGGGUACGAUUAUUAAACCAAAAGCACUUUGUAAAACUUUGCGAAUAAUCGCAGAGAAAGGAGUUUCAGAAUUUUAUAAUGGAACCUUGGGUAAACUUUUAGUACAAGAUUUACGAGAGAAGGGCUCAAUAAUAACAUUUGAAGAUUUGAAUAGUUAUAGAGCAACGUGGGAUGAACCUCUUCAAUCAAACCUUGCCAAUGGAAUGAAAUUAUUCACAAUCGGUUUACCUGCGAGUGGAGCUCUUCUCACCUAUAUUUUAAAUAUCUUAAAUGAGUUUAAUUUUACUCCUGACAGUAUAGCUGAUUUUAACCAAACCACUCUUACAUAUCAUCGAAUGAUAGAGACGUUUAAGUACGCAUACGCGUUGAGAAAUGAUAUGGCCGAUAAAGAAUUUGUCGACAUGGAGGAAUUAACAAAGAACCUGACGUCGAGGAUUCAUGCGCAAGAAACGCGACUGAAGAUAGACGAUCAUAGAACAUGGGAUGAUCCAGCACAUUAUGGAGCACACACGCUGAGCAGUGCAAAGGAUCAAGGAACCGCUCAUGUUUCAGUAUUAGCGCCAAAUGGAGAUGCAGUAUCAGCUACUAGUACUAUCAAUUUCUACUUUGGAAGCGGAGUAGUCAGUGAAAGUACUGGAAUAUUACUGAAUAAUGCGAUGAAUGAUUUUGGUGUACCAUCAACGAUUAGUUACUUCGGAGUUCCACCCAGUCCAAAUAAUUAUAUCGCUCCUGGGAAGAGGCCUUUGUCCUCUAUGGUACCUUCAAUCCUUGUCGACUCAAAUGACGAUGUAAAAAUGGUCGUUGGUGCUUCUGGUGGUACUAAAAUCACUACAACAGUUUCUCAGAUAAUGGCAAAAAUUCUGUGGAUGGGCCAAACAGUAAAGGAAGCUGUGGACGCUCCCAGAAUACAUCAUCAGUUAUUUCCAACAGAGGUGGCUUACGAGUAUGGCGUGCCAAAGCAGGUGAUCGAUGGCUUGAAAAAGAUUGGCCAUAAAACUGUUCGUUAUAGAGUUCGAGGCAGCGUAGCUUGCAUCAUUUUCACCAAGAACGAUAUAGUAUAUGCAAACGCGGACUUCCGGAAAGGAGGAGACGUGUAUGGACUUGAUUAA